AUGAAGGAGCUUGCUCUGGAUGAAGGCGAUCUAGAUGAUGUGGUUUUCGACGAUGAAGAUGACCCAGCGGAGGAGGAUCUUCGCUGGAUGAUUGUGGCCCAUGUCCACAUGGACAAAGAGUUUAGCAAAUAUUGGUUCUUCCGUACCAUGCAGGCGGCGUGGGAUUUGGCUAGGGAGGUGAAAAUCAAAACCCUAGAGGACAACUUGUUCAUCAUGAAAUUUGAUUGCCUUGGGGAUUGGGAGACGGUGACGCAAGGGGGCCCGUGGCACUACAAGGGUAAUCCUGUUAUCAUUGCCCCCUAUGAUGGUUUCACCAAGCCCUCCACCAUUGAACUAUUCACUUUCGAUGUUUGGGCUCGGAUCAUUGAUCUCCCACCGGCAUACCAUGGCAAGGUGAAGGCUCUAGCUUCAAAGCUAGGGGAAUAUGUGGAUUCAGAACCUUCAUCUUUUGAUUUCGACAGGAACAUCUAUAGGGUCAGAAUUAAACUUGAUUUGUGCAACCCACUGAAGAAGGCUACCUCUAUCAUCAGUGGAGGGGAGCGCGAGAUCUUUGCUGUGAGGUAUGAAAGGCUCCCGGACUGGUGCCAGGUGUGUGGCAUGAUGGGACACCAAUUCAAGGAACAAGGGGACGGGGUGCAUGCUCCCUCUGCCCUAGUUUACAAGAACUAG
This is a messenger RNA of Aegilops tauschii subsp. strangulata, 669 nucleotides long. NCBI's taxonomy places the organism in Eukaryota, Viridiplantae, Streptophyta, Magnoliopsida, Poales, Poaceae. The record is from RefSeq and is a predicted model, not a curated record.